Bactrocera latifrons is the source of this 2698-nucleotide messenger RNA. It is a transcript of the gene slbo, whose product is annotated as CCAAT/enhancer-binding protein. NCBI's taxonomy places the organism in Eukaryota, Metazoa, Arthropoda, Insecta, Diptera, Tephritidae. The record is from RefSeq and is a predicted model, not a curated record. Gene Ontology annotation, biological process: DNA-templated transcription; regulation of transcription by RNA polymerase II. Bases 434 to 1798 code for a protein of 454 amino acids. Gene Ontology annotation, molecular function: RNA polymerase II cis-regulatory region sequence-specific DNA binding; DNA-binding transcription factor activity, RNA polymerase II-specific. The transcript has a single exon.
UAAACAAUUAAAAAACAUUAAAAAUAAUUUCAAAAAUUAACCGUGUGACAAAUUUUAUAAAAUAAUCCAAAGAUUUUACCUCAGAUAAGAAGUGGAUAAGAGUAUAAAAGCCAAAACAAGUUUUUAGAUAUACAGUUUGUAAAAAUUCUAAAACACAUAAAACUGUGACAAACUUUGAAAAAGAGUAAAAAUAAUAGCCUUUCCCCAAAUCAACUUUAAAUGUGAACAACUUUUGAAAAAAAAAAGUGAAAACAACUACAGCAGUGAACUCAAAAGCAGUGAAACCGCUGAAAUGUGCUAAGUUUUGCCACACCCCCCCCAACAAACAAUUUGUGCAAUAACGGUAAAACUAAAUCUCAGCUCCCUUCAACUUGCGAGACAAAAGCAGUCAGUAUAAACAGUAAACAUUUUGCCCUCAUUUGCACAACUAAAAAUGCUCAAUAUGGAGUCACCACAGAUGUACGACACCGUGCAGACGCUCUCCCAGCUGGACCUCAAAAAGCAGCCACCGCCUCAACAGGCGAUCAUCGGCCAGAUCACGCUGACGGCUAUGUCCAGCGGCCAGCAGCAGCAGCAAAACAACAACGCUGCAAACAAUAUUAACAACAACAAUCCAAACAACAACAACGGCACAGAUGCCAACAACAACAAUAGCAAUAAUGUUGGUAAUUUGGCAGCUGCUGCCGCGGUUGCUGCACAACAACAACAAAACGCUGGACUGGUGGUCAAGCAACAUGCGGUGCAUCAAAUGCAGCAUGCCGCCGCCGCGCUCAACAACAACAACAAUGCCUCCGCGAUUAAUGCGAAUGUGAAUAAUGUGAAUAAUUUGCUGCAAAAACAAAUGCUACAACAGUACACACAAUCCGAUCUGGAUGAGUUGACCGCACAGGAGAUCACUUUGGAUCUGCAACACCUGAUCGACGAUCAGUUUCGCGAACAGGAGGGUUUGGGCAUCUUUAGCGACAUGGUCACCAGUCCGGGCGGUUUGUCGGCCACGUUGCCGCCCAACGGCAUGGUUAGUGCCGCGGCCAAAGUGCUGCAACAACAUCAGCUACAACAACAAACCUUACGCACACAACAACACAACUAUGGACGCAGCGCAUUGGCCUACAUGCCGCAAGCGGUGCACUCGGGCGCAGCAUACAGCAAUAAUUCCAGUGAUGAGAACUCGUCGGUGGGCUCGGAUUCGUCCACCAUCAAAGAGGAACCCAUCGAUCCGGAAUAUCGCCGUCAUCUGCAAGAAACCAAUGCGAAUAAUGCAGCAGCCGCCGCUUUCAUAACAAAUGGUGGCGCCAACGGGCUCUACAAUCCGUAUCAGACGGCGGCAAACAAUGGCCCGGUGGGCAAUAACGGUGGCAUGAGCAAUGGCGUCGGCGGCGGUGCGCCCAACUUCACCAAUCUGACCUCAGCCAACGUGUUGGCACAUCACUCUGUGAAUUUACCGCAUUUGGCGGCCGGCGCACACCUACUCAAACACCACAACAAACAGCUACACCAUCAACGCAAAUCUUCGCUAAAACAUGUCGAUAAGGGCAGCGAAGAGUAUCGUCGGCGUCGCGAACGCAACAACAUAGCAGUGCGUAAGUCGCGCGAGAAGGCCAAGGUGCGCUCACGCGAAGUGGAGGAGCGCGUCAAGACGUUGCUCAAGGAGAAGGAGGCGCUGCUGCGUCAACUGCAGGAGAUGACCAACGAAAUCCAGUUACACAAACAGAUUUACAUGCAGUUGAUGAAUCAUGCGAAUCCGGAAGUGAGUCGCGUGUGCCGCAGUUUCCUCAACACCAACGAUCAUGGGCUUUAGAAGCGUUUACAGGACAAUGGCGCACGCGAAGCUGCCAGCAAACAGCUAGAGAGCGGCGUACGUGCGUUCGCGUGCGUGAUCUUCGUAAUAUAUGUAAAUAAGUGUGUGUGUGUGUGGUAGUAGCUCGCAUGAAUCUUUGUAUGUGUGUGUGCUGCGUGUGUUAGUUAAAUUUUCGAGCAGCAAACCUUAUCGCUGUGUGCUUAUGAAAUAUUAAAUAAAUUAUAGUUAAGUUCUAUGUUUUUAUACAAAGCUCUGCAAAGUGUAUGUAAAUUGUAAUGUAAAUAGUUUAAAGCGAGAGUCGAAAUAGAGGCAUUCCUCGACAACCUGAAUAUGUAAUAAUAUUUCUAUGUGUAUUUAAAUUUAUAUUUGUAACGCAAUACUUUUUUUAAUAUUUUAAUAUAUGUAUGUAACUUAUUUGAUAUAAUCUAAAGUUUGUAAAGAAUAUUUUUUCAAAUAUUUCAGCAGCAGCAGGAACAUCAGCGAGAAAGAGAGCAUAGUUUAUGAGAUUUUUGCAAAUAUUUAUAAAAUCGAGUAUGUUUUGUUAUGGGACUGACUAGUUAUUAGGUGAUUUUUUUAUUUUUUUCAAAAGUCGAUUUAUGUUCGAAAUUAUAGCCGCUUUCUUAAUAGAAAUUUUUAACAUCCACUAUGUCUUAUUAAGUUAAAGGCGUCUUCCCAAAAAAUUUUUUCGAAAUUCCUUCCCCUUAAAGAUUUCUUUCGAAUUUCAAAACCGUUUUCUAGUAAUGGCCGUCUUCCUGAAAAGAUUUGUUUAAAUUCCAAUUGUUUUCGAAGUUAGAGCUGUCUACAUGAAAUGAUUUUUCAAAAAUUCAACAGUUUUCGAAGUUUCAGUCGUCCUCUUAAAGUUUUUUUUGCAUAACUUAAACAGUUUUCUAUGUUAUGUUC